Magnolia sinica is the source of this 1740-nucleotide messenger RNA. RefSeq names its product vacuolar cation/proton exchanger 3-like. Gene Ontology annotation, cellular component: plant-type vacuole membrane. Bases 149 to 1498 code for a protein of 449 amino acids. Lineage: Eukaryota; Viridiplantae; Streptophyta; Magnoliopsida; Magnoliales; Magnoliaceae. Gene Ontology annotation, molecular function: calcium:proton antiporter activity. The transcript is spliced from 11 exons. The record is from RefSeq and is a predicted model, not a curated record. Gene Ontology annotation, biological process: intracellular calcium ion homeostasis; calcium ion transmembrane transport.
AUAGUUGGGAAACUCUGAAAAUUCCCUACGCUCGUAGGCAUCGCCAGAAGAUUAAAAGCAGCCUCAUUGAGACGCUCGCAGACUGAGUCACUCACAAGUAGUGGUAGUAGGAGGUGGAGUAGUGGAUACUUACCAGUAGGAAAUAGAAAUGGGAUCUGUGUACGAGGGAGGGAGAUUGGAGUGUGGUAACCUCAAGGGGUCGAGCAUGGAGAUCAGGCAAGGUAGGACGGUCCAUAACAUGUCAUCCUCCUCUCUUCGGAAGAAAUCGGAACUUGCACUGCUCUCCAAGCUCAGCUGUGGUCCACUGAAGCAGCUGCUUGCAAACCUUCAGGAGGUUUUAUUCGGGACUAAGCUUUCUUUUCUCUUCCCUGCUAUUCCUCUGGCUGUCGUCGCUCAUUUCUAUAAUUUUGGAAGACCAUGGAUAUUUGCUUUGAGCUUGCUAGGGCUCGCUCCACUUGCCGAGCGUCUUAGCUUUCUCACAGAGCAAAUUGCGGUUUAUACUGGCCCAACUGUUGGGGGACUCGUGAAUGCAACAUGCGGAAAUGCAACAGAACUAAUUAUAGCUCUGCUAGCUUUGCAUAAAGGGAAGAUAGAGGUGCUGAAGUGGUCUCUUUUGGGUUCUGUCAUCUCUAAUCUACUACUUGUUCUUGGCUCUUCUCUUUUCCUGGGAGGACUUGUAAACCUCAGAAACGAACAAAAAUUCGAUAGAAAGCAAGCGCAUGCUAAUUCUGGCCUUCUCUUCUUGGCUUUGGUGUGCCACAUACUGCCUUUGAUGUUCAAACAUGCCUCUGACAAUGACGCCAGGACUGUCAAUCACAUUCUUCAACUGUCUAGAGCAAGCAGCAUUAUCAUGCUUCUCGCUUACAUCGCCUAUCUCUUCUUCCAAUUGAAGACCCAUAGACAGCUCUUCGAAGCACAAGAGGAAGACGAUGACAGUCAUGAUACCACGCCCGAGGAAGAGUCAGUAAUUGGAUUCUUCAGUGCAUUUGUUUGGAUGGUGGGCAUGACAGCUGUCAUUGCUCUUUUAUCUGAAUAUAUUGUAGGUACAAUAGAGGCUGCAUCUGAAUCUUGGGGUAUUUCUGUCAGCUUCAUUAGUAUAAUUUUGCUACCAAUCGUUGGAAAUGCAGCAGAACACGCCAGUGCAAUCAUAUUCGCUUUCAAGAACAAGCUGGACAUAUCUUUAGGUGUUGCUUUGGGGUCUGCUACUCAGAUUGCUAUGUUUGCGGUUCCUUUUAGCGUAACUGUUGCAUGGAUUAUGGGCAUCCAAAUGGAUCUUGACUUCAACCUCAUGGAGACUGGAUCACUUUUCGUAUCAGUUCUUCUAACAGCCUUCACUUUACAGGAUGGAACUUCGCACUAUCUUAAAGGAUUAGUUCUCCUCCUUUGCUACAUUGUUAUUGGUGCGUGGUUUUUGGUUCUUAGAACUCCCCUGCAAAGACACACAAAUGUUGUCAAGCUCGGCGAUGAACCAUCACCUACAGGGGAGGUGGCAGUUUAGGCAUGCUGGCUUCUACGAAGCAUUGGUUUCAAAGGUAUCAAUUGGAAGAUUAUGCCAUAAUGAGCUCAACUCAAAAGUCUCCAAUUACCGUCCUUUCCUUUUGAUUCACAUAGACUAAUUUAUAAGUAAAGCCUUUUUUUCGGAUCAGGCUGCUCUUAGUGCUCGUCACCUUAUGAAUGGGUUGGAUGGCAUAUAAAAUUCAAGAGUGAUCGCAGGGGGUUCUCAUCCCCACUAUUUCCUUU